This is a messenger RNA of Mycena citricolor, 2792 nucleotides long. NCBI's taxonomy places the organism in Eukaryota, Fungi, Basidiomycota, Agaricomycetes, Agaricales, Mycenaceae. The record is from the annotation of a GenBank genome assembly.
UCCGUUACCCAUCAGCAUUGACUGAGUCAGACCAGGCGCAGGGUUGAGUCAACUCUGCUGUAAGCUGACUUUUAUAGGUGGGUUUGACUGGUAGCGACUUCGUUAGUCCUGACCGUCAUCCUCAAGCCCAUUAGGAUGGCGACGUUCGCCAAAUCUACAUUCAAUACCGCGCUGUACGCCCUCUCGCGCCCCACGUAUCCUCAAGUGCUAUUUGACGCGGUAUUCGCGUACCACCAGAAGUCACUGCUCCUUCCGGGAACUACUGCGGGCUGGGAUAAUGCCGUCGAUCUCGGCUGUGGAACUGGUCAAGCGACGGCCGGGAUUUUGCGACCGUUCGAUGCACCUGAACCCGCCCUCUUCUCCAACUCUGAAGAACCGACGUUAGGGUUCGCACGUGCCACCGGUAUUGACCCCAGCGCCAAGAUGGUCCAGGGCGCCUUUGAAUACGCGAAAAGCUUAGGUCGGCAGGGCACCGCCCUCAACUUCGUUCAGGGUGCCGCGGAGGACUUGAAGUCCUUGGAUGACAAGAGUGUGGAUAUGUUCAUCGCAGCUCAGGCCGCUCAUUGGUUUGACUGGGAAAAGCUUUGGCCUGAGCUGUCACGAGUCCUUCGAUAUGGAGGCACUGCAGCCUUCUGGGUAUAUUCGGAAUUCCGGCUUCCUGAACAUCCUCAUCUCACAUCGUUCAUCACCGAAUACUCCCAAGGCAAUGAUGCUCAAUUGUCGUUGGGUCCACACUGGGAGCCUGGGCGUGCCAUUCUGAAUAACCACCUGCUGGAUAUCAAGGAUCCUCCGAGCGGGUGGGAUGACGUUACUCGCAUAUUUUUUACCGGAGACCACUACGAAAAUUUGCCGCAACCACUGCCCGUUGUUAUGCAGCGCUCGAUGCCCUGGGGCAUCAAUCUAUCGCCUGACCAUCCGAUAGACGACAUUCCUUCACCCAGUCUGCACUCUUAUCUUCGAACUUUCAGUGCGUUGCAUCGGUAUCACGAGGCUUUCCCAGACGACCUUGCGAAGGGAACCAACGGAGACAUUGCUGCUCGGUUUUUGCGACAGCUCAUGGCUCAUGCGCAGAUACCUGCUGGCCCAAGCGGAGCUACGCAGGAAGUCCAGGUCGAAUGGCCCCUUGCACUGGUAGUGGCUCGUAAUCAAUUGGAUCAUGGUGAUCCGUGGCUCCAACGCUCUGAAGACUUGGACCGUCGCAUUAAUGCCGUCAAGACUGCGUAUGAAGCUCACGUGCAGAAAAGUUCUGACAGCGACCAAGUGGAGGAGAAUACGAAGCGUCUAUCUCAGUGGCAAGAUGCUCAAGAUGCGGUUGCGGCGAUGGUCUACCAAGAUCUUAUCGAGGUAAGCAAUGCUACACUCGAGCCCGAACAAGCAAGAGGGCGGGUACGAUAUGUCGGAAUUCUGGAAGAGCGACGGGCAACUCUCGAGUGGCAGUCCAUCUUCACGGCCGCGCUCGACACAGCGGUCACCCUGGCCGAUCAGGUCGAGGUCGAAGUCGGACGGGAUGAUAUCAACUCAGGCGUGACUCGUUGGACAGCCCUCAUGGGAGAAAAAAUUGCAGACCAUCUCUCCAGAGUCCCGAUGUAUGAUGAAGAAGAUGGUGAAGCCACCCCACAGGAAAUGACUGAGGACAACGUCGAGGAAGCCGAACACGCUCAGGCUCUCACGGAUGUGAUCACCGUCGUCACAGAGCUGGCCAACAACUCGGACGACCAGCCCAUAUUCGAUGUCGUCCGUCAAUUCUAUGUUGCAUCGGCCUCGGGAAUCUCCGCAGAACUCAAUAUCCAGUAGUGACUCAUAAACAUACGUUCCGAUUAGGAAACCAUAUUACUAUAUCUAGCUGUUUGCAUCUGCCAAAUAGGCUCGCCCAUUCCUCUUCUCUUCUCUCCGAUAUCUCAAUGCUCCAUCUCCAUCUGAGCGCAAGGUUUGGUGCGUCCCGCCGCAGCCUUCGAACUCAUUGACGCGUUCGUCGACAUCGAUUUGGAUUGGGCGUACCCGCUGUGCCUGCUUGCAAAGGGUUCCGGCCAUUUGUCAUACCAGACGAUCGCCAGAAUUGAAACUAUUGCAGGGAUGAAGGUUGGUUAUUUUGGGCUCCUAGCUGAACACCCUGAUGAUAUUCGUCCCGAUAUAUUGCAUAAUAAGCGCUACACAUCCUAAAUCGCGCGCCUUGAUGUUCGCGUGUAAUGUAUCAAGCACCCAGCUGUGGAAUCCUUCUCCAAUGCGCUACGAAAGUGCGAACUGCAGGUGGUGCAGUCGUCUUUGAUUGGCUCGAUGCUCAACAAACUCCUGCUUGUUCUCGGGCUAUGUCUGUUUGCCGGCGGGUUGCGUUUCUCCGAAUAAGGAUUCAGGGUCGAUUCGACCGCGACGCAGCUGAAUCCGACUUUGCUGUCGCUAUCUGUUGGCGUUGUUCUCGUCCCGGUUGCUUAUCACUUUGUGCUGAGUGAUAACUCCGGCGUGCCAUCGCAGACGCAGAUUCGGAACAUUCUAAGCAUGAGCCACGGUGUUGCGCUUAUCCUGUUGCUCCUCUAUGGAUGGUAUCUCUUCUUCCAAUUGAGUUAGCAUCCUCACUUGUACAAGGACGAACCUCUCCCUUCCGAAAUCCAAAAUCACCACAGACUGCCGUGUCUUUUCCGUUUCACACCCUAGCUUGCUCGACUCCAGAUUUACGAUGUCCCGCUACUCCAAACUAUUCUUCGAACGAUUCUGGGGCACCACGCGUCAGGCCCAGUGUUCCUCACUGACGACAUUGGUGGACCUCUAUUUAUCUCCUAUAUCUAUGCCUCUGGCCC